AGCGAAAUUUUAGUGAGAGUGUGUGUGUGUUCCCCGCAAACAAGAUGGCGUUCGUAAACUUGGAGUGAUUUCGAGUGUUUAUUGGUUUUUUGUUGGGCAAAAACCCCCAUAUAAUGGACAGAUAUUGAGGUAAAAUUGUGCGAAAAGUGUUCUUGAACUAUCAAGCUCCAGAUUGAACAUUAUAUUGUGGUGGUGGAACAAUUGGAUUAUUGUGAAAAGUGGAGAGACAGCCGCUCACGGAAUACCCCCAAGUCGUCCAUUGAAGUGUGUGUCCACAAAGCUUCCCAAAGUGCCACCGAGGGCUCCAUACAAGUCUCAGAGCAUCUUGAGCAGAUAAAAGAAAGUGGCAACCAUGUGGUCAAUUGGCUGAGAUCGUGGGGCUAUCUCAACUCAUCAGAGACACACACUUAUCCAUAAGACGAAAAUAUACGUAGAAUUAUAGUAGAAUAGUGACAUUUGAGAUUAUCUGGAGGAAGGUGUGUUGAAGAGUGAUAGGUGCGUCUUGGACGCAGUGACAGUUUUACGUAGGUGCUGUGUGUUGAAGGUGAUCCAAGGCGAUGGAUCCUGUGGGCCCUUGGUCCUAUACGUACAAUCGCCUAGCAGCUGGAGCAGCUGCUGGGGCGACUAGUGGGGACUUUCACCAUCAUUUGGCCACAGCAGCUGCCAAUAAUGCAACAGUUGGGGCUCCGGCCACAACGUCACAAUUACUGGCACAGGCUGCUCAUACUACGAGCCUAGGUACAUCUGCCAGUUCGGCGUAUCCUGGUGGUUUUUUGUCACCGCCAACCGUUGGGUAUGAUGCAGUAUUUACGCCAUUUCUGCAUCAUCCCAACCCAAAGCCGGCUCACUACAGUUCGACGAUCAAUGCACAGCAUAGGCAAGCAUUGGCUCAAGCGGCUGUGGUUACAAAACCCGUUGAAAGUGACUAUGCUGCUCCGGCAGCGGCACAUCAUCAGCCCCAGACGUCGGCGUUUUUUGAGCAAGCGUCCAGUGGUGGAAGUGGCAGUGGCGGAGGUUCUGCAUCAGGCAGUGCCUCUGGGAGUACGAUAACAUGGCAAGGUGGUGGAAAUCAAUUGCCAAGUCCCUUUGGUAUCCUGCCCCAUGAGAAUGUCCCCUCGAGUCCAGGUGGUGGUGCAUCUAGUAAGAGUUCGGCAACUGGCAGUAAUCCUGCCUCGGCGGCAGCUGCAUCUGUCUAUGACAACUUCAACGCUCACAUUGCUGCACAGUCACUGUAUCACAUCAAUACACAGUUGGCGGCCAAUGCAGCUGCUGCGGUGGCGGCUAACAAAGUAGCUGCUGCUGCAGCAGCUGUUCGUUCAGCAUCUCCACAAGUGUCCAGCGCCAAUAAGAUUACCGCUCCGAGUAAUUUCUACCAGAGUGUACCAGCUGGCUAUGCAGCGGCGGCGGCGGCAGCAGCUGCUGCUGAAUCACUAACAUCGAGCUACCCAUCGACGGUGAUAAGUCAGAAAGCGCCAGCUGCGGGCAAUCAGGGAGAUUUCGGAAGUAGCAGUCCAGGUGGAAAACUUGGAUUUCUUGCAGAGCGUGGUGGUGGUGGUGCAGCAGCAUCAACACCAGUACAGCAUCAGCAGAUUGUAGGGAAUACGAUGGGACAGUCAACGAUGGUAGCGGGACAACAACAACAACAACAACAGCAACAACAACAACAGCAAGAGGAGCAAAAUAUCGCAAAGUCCAUUGCUGAGAAGAAGUACAAUCUGCCGAAGGGGGUGGGAUCGGGUUUUAUGGGGUCAUACUUGAAGUUUUUGCAAGGUGAACGCGAUACAUCACCCCCACCGGCCAGUCGGGGUGGUCGUAAGGCCACAUGGUCAAGAACGGCAGCAGCGGCAAAUGCAUCAUCAACAGCUGCUAGUAGUCAAACAACAUCAUCUACAACAUCAACGAUGAAAAAUACCCAAGCAGCAGCAGCAGCAGCAUACAAUCCAAAUCAACAGCAAAUAAGCAAUGGUGUUAAUAUACACUCACAGCAAAUUAUCAAUCCUGGUGGUGGCAAUCAGGGUCAAACCAGUGAAAUUGAUGAUGGCAGGUACUAUCAACAACAAUCGAGAAAUAAUUCAAAACGCAAGUACGAUGAGCAAGAUGAUGAGCGUAAGAAGGCAGUUAAGAUGGUUGAUAAGAAUGAUGUUGUUGGUAAAGAUGGUAAAAAGACACGUGUGCAACAGCAACCACCACAGCAGAAUACAUUGCAAACACUCCAGCCAACACCGAGUGUCGUACAAGCCACAGCUCCUCCACACCUCCCCCUCCAUCCUCACCCCCAUCAUCAUCAUCCACAGCCACCGCCACAGAUGAUGCAACAGUCAUAUUAUCAGCAGCCAGACGAAGUGCCACUGCGUCGUGAAAUGUCCCAUCGAAAGGCAAAAGGUCGCAGUGUUCUUCAACUCCUCAAUAUGUCACUUGAUACUGAGGAUUUUGCCGGUGCAGCAUCAGACGAUGAGCCUGCGGAAUUUCAGGAUUCCGAUGCAGAUCCCGUAUGGACACCCGAAGUUGAUGAUGAUGACGAUGAGUACGAGAAAGGCAAGAAGAAAAUCAAGAAGACCCGAGAAAUGAGGAAUAAGAUCAGAAAAAUGUCUCAAGCAGGAACUCCAAUGGAAAACUUUAUGCAGAUGAAGGACGAUGAUGAGGAUGAAGAUAUGGGAAAGAUGUCUGAAGGAGGAAAUUCAAUGAGGGAUUUUCUGCCGAUGAAGAAUGAUGUGCAGGAGGAAGUAGUGAGCUUGGAGUUGGAACAGCAGAUUCCCAAGGAGUCUGUUAUCCAAAUGCACGAAAAGCCCAACGGACAGAAGGCACAUGUACCAGAGCAUUCGGAAAAUCUGGACGGUUUUAAGAUUGGACAAUUCAUUGUGAAUGUUCAGGACGAAAUUACCCACGAAUGGCCAAAAUUGUGGCGAGUGGAUGGGAAGAAUUUGCUGGAGAAGUACGAACCGAUCCUCAAAGCGGGAAAAAUUGUCUACAGGAAUGAAUCUGUGUUUGCUGCUUUGCUACCAGAAUCUUAUAGGAAUUACAGGCAUGUAAGGGUUAGUAUCCUGCAGAAUCCACAAGACUUCCGGAAGCCACAGAAUAAUCUCGUGGAAUGGGUGAGGAAUGGAGUUCCGUCGCCGAUUAAGCAGCAGCAACAGCAGCAGUCAGAGACACAGCCGACACAGUCAACGAGUCAUCAGGGAGUCAUUCGAGAGACUCCACAGCAGCCUCAGGCGGCACAGCAGCCUCAAACGGCACAGCAGCAGCCUCUGGUGGAUUUGGGAUCAGAAGUUCUAGCCACUCCACCUGUUCUGACUCCCUUCGAACGGUUGAUGCAGGAUAAAUUGGUGUAUCAGGAACAUUUUGAGAUCUACAUCCAAACCUUGAUAUCUCAAGCUCUAGACCCGAACUUCCUCACGGAAAUCAUUCAGGAGAAUGAUGAGUACUUCCUGGGCAGUGUCAGGGCCAUUGACAGUCUCGUGGAUGGACUGAAGACGCGACUCCUGACAGCUAGGCCCAUUUCUCGCAAUUUCCAUGCGGCCCUGGAGAUGUGGCCACAAUACGAAGUCAUGCAAUUGGGCACCAAUUAUCCGCCCCAAAUGGCAUGCACCAGCUGCCUGAGGGCAGUGGCUUCUGUGCACAUCCGCUUUGCCGGACAAUUCUACAAUUCCGUCACAAUGACAGCCAGGGAAUUCCAAGGAGGCGCUACUUACGAGAGGGACUUUACGCUCUGUGGACAGUGUAAUGAGAAUCUGAGGCUGUAUCACAGGAUGAGCCAUCAGAAGUACACGCUAUUCAUGGCGUGUACGCAGAAGGUGCAGGAGAGGAGUGCUCAAGAUCCCACCAAGACCAGCACAACGAUACUUAAUGAGCUCCUGGCGGAGGAUUCUUGGCUAGAAGAGCUCUUCAAGAGCGUUCGACAGACAUGGGUGGAACUUGAGCUACUCGUCGAUCCUCAAAGUUCAGUGCGAUUUUAGAGAAAAGUAAACAAGAAAAGUAAAUGUAAAAGGGACACUCAAGAGCGUAAGUGAUUUUUUAAGUUGUUCCUCAUGAAAUUUUCAUUUAAGUUUUUUUUUUUCUAAAUUUAGUGUUGAAAAGAAUUUCAGAUUUUGGUCAGAAGUUAUAAAGAGAAAAUGAAGUAAAUUAAGUUUAUGAAAAGAGAAAGUAUAUGUUGUAUUUUAAGAAAUGGUCACAUAAAAUGAAGAAAAAAAUCUAUUUGGAGAAAAAAAUCGUAUAUGCUUUCUCACUUGUCUAUGUAUUUUUCUUUCUCAUUAAAAUACAUGAAUUUUGUUUUUUUUUUUAAUAUUACAAUAAAAUACACAUUGUAAAAUUUUAAUAG
Messenger RNA from Phlebotomus papatasi, 4315 nucleotides. RefSeq names its product AF4/FMR2 family member lilli-like. Bases 558 to 3953 code for a protein of 1131 amino acids. Gene Ontology annotation, cellular component: nucleus. The record is from RefSeq and is a predicted model, not a curated record. Lineage: Eukaryota; Metazoa; Arthropoda; Insecta; Diptera; Psychodidae. The transcript is spliced from 10 exons.